Messenger RNA from Xiphophorus hellerii (green swordtail), 2436 nucleotides. RefSeq names its product exocyst complex component 8 (gene exoc8). Gene Ontology annotation, cellular component: exocyst. Lineage: Eukaryota; Metazoa; Chordata; Actinopteri; Cyprinodontiformes; Poeciliidae. Gene Ontology annotation, biological process: exocytosis; intracellular protein localization; Golgi to plasma membrane transport. The coding region runs from base 116 to 2173 and encodes 685 amino acids. The transcript is spliced from 5 exons. The record is from RefSeq and is a predicted model, not a curated record.
CGCCUUCAAACAACUUCCUGUUUGUGUAUUAGCGGAUAUGAAGGAGUUUUUCCGCUGUUCUCAUUCCUCUCUGUCCCAAUUCUACUUUUGAUUUAAUAAAAACUGAGGACUAAAGAUGUCUGAAACCGGGAACCGACUGCGGAAGCUUCUCGAAUCGCCCAAUUUCGACCCGCAAAGCUACGUGAAGCAGCUGUCCCAGCAGUCCGACGGAGACAGAGACCUGCAGGAGCAUCGGCAGAAAAUCCAGAAUCUGGCCGACGAAACGGCCCAGAAUCUCAAAAAGAAUGUUUACAAGAACUACAGGCAGUUCAUCGAGACGGCCAAGGAGAUCUCAUACCUGGAGAGCGAGAUGUACCAGCUGAGCCACAUCCUGACCGAGCAGAAGAGCAUCAUGGAGAGCAUCACUCAGUCCCUGCUCUCCACGGAUAAAGAUGAGACCUCCAAGGAGAUGCAGGCAGCUUUCCCCAAGGAGACAGAGGAGCUGAAGCAGAGGACGCUCACCUCCCUGCUGGAGAAGGUGGAAGGAGCAAAGAACAUCAUGGACAUCCCGGGGAGACACCUGGUCUACAACGGAGACCUGGUGGAGUUUGACGUGGACAACAUGUCGCCCAUCCAGAAGGUUCACGCUUUCCUCAUGAACGAUUGCCUGCUGAUCGCCACCUGGCUACCCAACCGCAGAGGCACGGUGAAGUACAAAUACAACGCCUUGUACGACCUUGAGAGCUUCGCCGUGGUGAACGUGAAGGACAACCCCCCCAUGAAGGACAUGUUCAAGAUCCUCAUGUUCCCCGACAGCCGCAUCUUCCAGGCGGAGAACAGCAAAGUGAAGAAGGAGUGGCUGGAGAUCCUGGACGAGACCAAGAAGAACAAAGCUUCCAAGGAGAAGCACAAGAAGGAGGAGGAGGUCCCCACGUCUCCGGUGCGGGCCGAAGUAUCCACCAACCCCUUCGACAUGGAGGACGAGGAAACGGUGGAGUCGGAGGACGGAGUGGAUCUCAGCCUGGAGUGGAUCCAGGAGCUGCCGGAGGAUCUGGACGUGUGCAUCGCGCAGAGGGACUUCGAGGGCGCAGUGGACCUGCUGGACAAGCUGAAUGAGUAUCUGAAGGACCAGCCGGCGACGCCCAGGGUGAAGGAGCUCCGGGCGAAGGUGGAUGAGCGUGUGCGGCAGCUGACGGAGGUCCUGGUGUUUGAGUUGUCUCCAGAUCGCUCCCUUCGCGGUGGACCUAAAGCGACCCGGCGGGCGGUGUCCCAACUCAUCCGACUUGGUCAGUCCACCAAAGCAUGCGAACUCUUCCUGAAGAACCGCGCCGCCGCCGUCCAGACAGCGAUCCGGCAGCUUCGCAUCGAAGGAGCCACGCUUCUCUACAUCCACAAGCUCUGUAACAUCUUCUUCACCAGCUUGCUGGAAACCGCCAAGGAGUUUGAGAUGGACUUUGCGGGAAACACGGGCUGCUACUCGGCCUUCGUGGUCUGGUCCAGGUCGGCCAUGACCAUGUUUGUAGACACCUUCAGCAAACAGGUGUUUGACAGUAAGGAGAGUCUGUCCACAGCAGCCGAGUGCGUCAAAGUGGCCAAAGAGCACUGCCAGCAGCUGACCGAGAUCGGCCUGGACCUGACCUUCACUCUGCAGUCACUGCUGGUUAAGGACGUCAAGGCGGCCCUGCAGAGCUACAAGGAUAUCAUCAUCGAAGCCACCAAGCACAGGAACUCAGAGGAGAUGUGGAGGAGGAUGAACCUGAUGACCCCUGAGGCUUUGGCCAAACUCAAGGAAGAGAUGCGCAGCUGUGGUAUCAACUUCCAGCUGUACACAGGUGACGACUGCUGGGUCAACCUCAGUUACACGGUCGUAGCCUUCACCAAGCAGAUGAUGAGCUUCCUGGAGGAAGGCCUGAAGCUCUACUUCCCCGAGCUGCACAUGGUGCUGCUGGAGAGCCUACGGGAGAUCAUCCUGGUGGCCGUGCAGCACGUCGACUACAGCCUGCGCUGCGAGCAGGACUCCGAGAAGAAGUCCUUCAUCCUGCAGAACGCCAGCUUCCUGCACGACACCGUGCUGCCGGUGGUGGAGCGGCGCUUCGAGGAGGCCGUGGGCAAGCCGGCCAAGCAGCUGCAGGACCUGAGGAAGAGCACGAGGCCAGUGCGGAUCAACCCUGACAGCACCACUUCCUUGGUGUGAGGCGGUCAGGAACGCCCACGCAUCCGUUCCCUCCCUGCAAUUUCACAGCUGACUGAAACACUAAUUACUGCUUUUGGUUGUGAGGCUGCAGCAGCAGCAGCAAAAUGAAAACAGUAAGCACAACUUUUCUGUUCUCACAUAAAGGUUUAUUUUAGUUUAUGAAAAUAAUUCCUCUUCAAGAGUUGGACAUAGCAAAUACAUUGCAAAACCAAAAUCUAAGCAAGUCUUUUAGUGUAAAUAUCUUACUACACUUAAAAUAAUAA